GGGCUGCUGUCGAGCGUCGAGAGUGAAAAGCAGACCGGCCGCGGCACGAGUGAGAUGGACGGGGCGGUGCUCUAGCGGGAGCGCGCGCGCGGCGUACUACUACAACACGACGACGACCACGGCGGCGGCGGCAGCUUUCGCCUCGACAACUACGACCGGCGCGAGGAAUUUGAAAGCGCUAGCGCGGUAUAUACCGGCGUACAAAGAGUGGUGCAAGUGGUGUGUGACGUGCGUGCGUGCGUUCCUUCUUACAGUGCGUGCGUGAGUGCCUUUCGAAGUUUUUUUUUUUUUUAAGAGGCGGCCAGCCGGCCGGACCAACAGCAGUUUACAGUCAUGUGUUCGGCGGCGUACGAGCUCGGCGCCGUGCGGCUCGAGAUCCGGCCGCUGCGGCCGUUCAAGUCGAGCGAGGAGUACCUGUGGGCCAUGAAGGAAGACCUGGCCGAGUGGAUGAACACGCUGUACGGUCUCAAGCUGACUCCGGAGACGUUCUUCGAGUCGCUCGACGACGGCGUCACGCUGUGCCGACACGCCAACAAGGUGCUCGAGGCGGCCCGACGCGAAGGCCGGCUGGCCGCGCUCAAGCUGCCCGACCGCGACGUGGUGUACCGCGCCGACGUACAGCGGGGCACGUUCCAGGCGCGCGACAACGUGUCCAACUUCAUCGCGUUCUGCCGCGCGCUCGACAUCAAGGAGUGCCUGCUCUUCGAGACCGAGGACCUGGUGAUGCGCAAGAACGAGCGCAGCUUCAUACUGUGCCUGCUCGAAGUGGCUCGCCGCGGGGCCCGCCUCGGCAUGCUCGCGCCGCUGCUGGUGCAGUUCGAGCAGGAGAUCGACGCCGAGCUCGAGCACGAGGAGUGCGACUCGGACGAAGAGCCCCCGCCGCCCCGGCCGCAGAUCAUCACCAACGACUUGCGAUCGCUACACGAAAGGGUCGUGGACCUGCUGAACAGGUGUACCUGCCCGUCCCAGUUCCCAAUGAUUCGCGUCGCGGACGGGAAGUACAGGAUUGGAGACACCAAGGUGCUCAUCUUCGUACGGAUACUCCGCAGUCACGUGAUGGUGCGCGUGGGCGGCGGAUGGGACACGCUGGAGCACUACCUCGACAAGCAUGACCCCUGCCGUUGCAGAUCUGGCCACAGGACAUCGACAUCGGCUAGGCUAACCAUGACUCCCGGGAAGGGUGGCAGCCCAACCAUGCAGGUCACAUACAAUAGACCUCCCGCACCGAGCUACCCUUACGGGAGCACGUCGCCGCUGAUGUCACACAGGGGCCUGCCGCACAACAACUCUCUCACCGGCGACCACGACCGAGACCUGACCCCAUCGAGGAUAUCGCACUGCAGCGACGACUCGACCAGCUCGAGCAGCGGCGGCUGCGGAUUGCCCUCCGACAACAGCAGCGAGACGUCCGAGGGCGAGUUUACCAAGACGCCCGGCGGAUCCCGCAAGUGCUCGCCGCGCAAGAUCGCCAAGACCGGCAACGUCACGCCUCAGCCAGGAGAGUUCGGGAGCACCAACGGUUCCGCCCCCUGGAAGAUGGCACCUCCGGACCGACCCGACUCUGCCGGAGGCCUGCCACGCUCGCACGACGUCGCCGACAGCGGCGCGGCGUCAGCGGACGAAAGCUACGCGUCGUCGGCUUCGCCCACGGCAUCUCCCGCCAAGACGAACGGAACGACCUCGUCUCCGAGGCACUCGAUCUCCAGUGCUGGGUCCAGACAGACGCCCCCACCGUCGGCGUCGUCCGCCAAAUCCAGGAUUCCCUACCUUGCCCCACCCCACCGGGCCACCAGCACGGAGAACCUGACCACAAACGGCUCGACGUCCCCUACUCCUCAACAUCAUCAGCAACAACAUUCGUCCAAGCAGCCAACGACCAACGGGCGCGUCCGACAGUCGUCGACUCCGCCCAACCCGAACGCUAGGCGUCGUUCUGUGGACGCCGGACUGGCCACUCUGCCCCGCUCCAGGUCUCACAGCAGUGAAGGGAGCAUGAUUGCCGACAAGGGCUUCCUCACGCGAGGCGCUCCGGGCCGCUGCUCCUGGAGGAGUCCUCCCCCGGUCCGGACCUCGUCGCGGUCCGGCGCCUCCGACGGCGGCGCCGGCAACAAGACCUGGGCUUUCCGGCAGCGCGGUUCUUCGAGACCUGCCCUCACGCCCGACCUGUUCACCGAGCCCGGCUCCAAGAGGAGCGCGGCCCACUCGAGCCCGACCAAAUCGCAGAGGCCCAACGUGAUAUCGCCCCUGCUGCAGGAGCUGCUGCGCGAGAAGGACCUCGACUCGGACGACAAGAUCCUAAAGAAGAUGGAGUUCAUCGUCAACCACUACCGCUCGCGUCUGGACAGAGGCGAAUGCGGUGAAGCCAACGGCAGCUCCACCCUCCCCAAGGCUUCGCACACGGCACCCACGUCACCUGACAGCUUCUGCAGCCCGCCGUGUCGGAGGCGAGGCUCCAAGAUUCCCAUGGCUACUUACUACGACAGGGACUAAUCCAAACUGUUGUUCUUGAAGACUCUCUGCUUAGAACUGCUGUCCGCCCCGUGGUGUGCCGAAAGAUCAUCGGUGUUAUAACGGGUUCGGGACAGUUCAAAGGGGGAAAAAAAAGCAAGUUGGUUGCCAACACGACCGGCCAUCUCUGACAGGCUGGAAUGCCGCUGUCGAGAAUUGCUUUCCUCCUGACAAGAGGAUAAGUUGUUAGAUGCUGCAAGAGAGCGCUCCUGCAUGGCCUGUUAUAGAGUGAUGAUUCACACCAUCUUACACACAGAUAGCUGCGGUAUGCGUGUUAUCGUGUGAGUUGCUGAGUUUCUUGACAACGGGAGACCUGCAAGACGGGUGAAAACUACUUUGAGUUUGGCAUCGCAGCAACAUUUUCUCCGCGUGUAUGUAGCACGUGUGGCCCACCUGUAAUCACAGCUAUAGUUAACAAGUCGCAACAAAUCCACCUGUUGCAUGGCGCAGAAGUGAAAGAAGAAAAAAAAUACAAGAAAGAACUAGCAUGCGCUGUUGUUUCGGGCAGAUGCGCUGCCCGGAGCUGAAGUUUUGUUUCACGAGAUCAAACUUUAUAGCGUUACCUGAAACGAAGCUCGUACGAACACAGCAGUAGUCGUACCAGCCCGAGUCUUGAGCCCGAGUCUGGAGAAGUACGAAGGUAGAGUCGUCGAAACGGCUUACGUUAUAGGGCGACCCUGGGAAUGACGCGAGACCCAGUAGAAUGUGGUCGUAUAAUAACAAAUGCGCUCAGGAGCUUUUCAAAACACACACGCAACAGAUUAACAGUGUAGAUAUAUUUUUAAAGUCUAUUUUACCCGGCACGACCUAGCGCAGGCAGUAUAAUGACUGCGUUACGCUCGAGCCUUCGCAUUAGUACAGGGAAAGAGAAAUAGAAGUGGCAGUUAGUGAAGUGUCUCGAGAGAGAGAGAGAGAGAGAGAGCACCGGCGUUUAGCAAUUUCGAGGCGCUUGAGAAUAAGUAACAUGGCAUUUAACGGAGCAGUGCACCUGAGACCUUUUAAAGUUCAUUUUGCUGGCUGGUUCGUGCGAGCGCCGCUGCCAAUACUGCCCCGAAGCGGGUCGGAUGAGUAUUGGUCAAAAAUGUGCUUUAUUUUUUAAAUAUUUCGUUCGGGACGAGUGCCAUGCAUGAUGUACGUGAAGAGUUUAUGAAGAGUGUUUGUAUAUUUGUUUUUUUUUGCUUUCGCUGAAGCAGCAAGACAAAUGGCAGUGCGCUUGUUUUGCUCUUUUGUUUUGUUACGAUCCUUCUAUUCAUUAUCUCUCGUGUUCACGCAAGCAGCUGAUUUUAUCUUUAUUUUAAUCUGUAUAGCGGUCGCAAUCGGCAUCACAUCUGACCCAGGCGCACAUCUUGAAAUGGCUCGGAAGUCGUGCGUCUCCCGACGAUGAUCGAUUCCGUCGCUUCUUCUAGUCUGCAGGAUAUAAAACACAGAUGCACACGCGCUGGUUUCUUUUGAGACCAACCUAACUAUAAACCAUUCACGACGAGUACGAGGCUUCCAUGUUCGCUGGCUCUUAGGCCCUUGUUUAUCGCUCUGUAAGAAUUCUAUUUACAAACUGCAGACGUCACAGUAGGAAUGUCUGAUGACAGCUUUUAGAUUGAGGUCGAGUGAAAGACUAAAUGGAAGGUGAAGAUGACAGCAGAUGCGAUUGCGAACGACACAAAAGCGUUCGUGGAAAGACGGAAACUUGGAAGCGGCCAACAGUGACCGAACAAGGAAAUACUCUGCCCGGAGACAAUGUUUCGACAAGGAGGACCUGUAUUCUUCAGGGCCCUGACGAAGACAAGCACUUUUGUCGAAACGCUGGCUCCGUACUGAGGAUUUUCUUGUUCGCCCGCUGUUGGUCACUCAGCGAAUGUGGCGCAUAUUAUGUGAAAUUUAAUGAACCCAGAUAACUGUAGCUGCCAGUAAACUGCAGCUAUGAAUUUGAUGGCUUCAGGAUAGCCACACUUUCUUUCACGGCGUGUCAGCGUUGUCGCGGGAUAGUGACAAGGGCUCGGGCGUUGUACUCGAUCGAUGGCGAGACCUUAUUUGUUGUGUAGUGUGUGUUUCCGCAGACCAGGCACGUGCAAACACAGCACGCGUUUCGUAUUCACCAAUGUUGUUCACUUGUCAUAGCUCUGCAUGAAACAUCUAGUAUAUUUCCAUCACUGCACAGAAAAAAAAAAAAUACAAGAACGCAGGCAUUCGACACUGUCUGUUGGUGUGAAGAAGGUGGACAACGCACAACCGAUUUCAUUGAUUGUGGAUUCCGCAAGCUGUCGAAGUCGGGCUUGGCUUCGUAAGUCAAGAUUAUUUUGGUUAUUAGAAGUGAUCGAUAGGUCUCGCUUUAAAUGACGCCCGUGUUGUUUGGCAGCUGUUAUACUGACUGCACCUUGGUGGAUUACACCGGACCCUUCCAUAGAAAACAAAAAUUAAUGAGUGUGGCAUAGGCUGCGCAAAGAAAGUUUUAAUGUUUAUUAGACCGCUGAAUUGAACCCGCGCAACUGACGCUGCAGUUGUUUGUACAUAAUAAUAAUUGUGAAUGUUUAGGUGAGAAGAAGACUGGGAUGCACGGAUGGUGCAGCUGGCACAUUGUGAGAAGACCUCGCUUACUGUUGGCGCGCGUUAGACAGCGCGCUCAAUUUGAAGUGCUGUACACUGUUACUUAGCCUGAAAAAAAAAAAUAAUUACGCACCCACACGCCAGGCACGCCGUGUUUGGGUAAGCACGCCAUCAAAAAUAAUAUAACAAAGUGUUUUUUUUUUUUUCUAGGAACUGUCAACUUGGUCAUUGUUGUCGGUAUGCUUUGUCGUUGCCUAUACCUCAGCUAAAAUUUUGUAAAUAAAAGUUCUGUUUUUAACAAAAA
This is a messenger RNA of Dermacentor silvarum, 5353 nucleotides long. Its product is annotated as GAS2-like protein 1. Gene Ontology annotation, molecular function: microtubule binding; cytoskeletal adaptor activity; actin filament binding. Gene Ontology annotation, cellular component: actin filament; cytoplasm; stress fiber. The record is from RefSeq and is a predicted model, not a curated record. The transcript has 5 exons. Gene Ontology annotation, biological process: regulation of microtubule polymerization or depolymerization; protein localization to microtubule plus-end; microtubule bundle formation. Lineage: Eukaryota; Metazoa; Arthropoda; Arachnida; Ixodida; Ixodidae. The coding region runs from base 334 to 2490 and encodes 718 amino acids.